Melospiza melodia melodia is the source of this 1953-nucleotide messenger RNA. It is a transcript of the gene GFRAL, whose product is annotated as GDNF family receptor alpha like. The transcript has 10 exons. Bases 1 to 1611 code for a protein of 536 amino acids. The record is from RefSeq and is a predicted model, not a curated record. Gene Ontology annotation, cellular component: external side of plasma membrane; signaling receptor complex. Gene Ontology annotation, molecular function: signaling receptor activity. Lineage: Eukaryota; Metazoa; Chordata; Aves; Passeriformes; Passerellidae. Gene Ontology annotation, biological process: nervous system development.
AUGACAGUGGGGGGGAAAGUGUUAUUCAUUUACUUCACAUGUAUAUCUACUGUCCAGACUACUGACUGUCUGCACUUGAGGGAGCAAUGUAUUAAUGCUGGAAAUGGAUGUGAGAGUGUCUGGAAUGUGGUCGAAGAUGCCUGCAAUAUUUCAGGUAAUAGAUGCAAGGCAGAAGACAGUGUUGGAUGUAAUAGAAUAAUCCAGGUCCUGGCUGAUGAAUACCCAGAAUUUAGAAACUGUGUCUGCACUACAGACGAUAUCUGUAGCAUCACAACUUUGCUUGGGGAACUGUGCAGCAUCAACAAAGACUAUUUGGAGUCUCCCUCGGGGUCGGGCCCCGAGCUGGGUGUCGGGCCCCCCAGGAGCCCUGAGGAUCCGGGGAGCUGCGGCGUGGCGAGGCGGCUGUGCCGGGGGCAGCCGCGCUGCUGGGCCGCGCACCGGAGCUUCCAGCGGCACUGCCGGGCACCCGCGGGCACCUGCAGCUCCCGCCGGCCCGCCAGGUGCCUGCUGGCCUGGAGAGAGCUGAGGACAACGCCCCUGGGAAGGUGCACCUGCCCAGAGCCGCAGCGGGCCAGAUGCAUCAAAAUCCAGAAGGGAAUAUCCAACAACGCUUGCUUACGGCACUCGCAGGAGAGCCAGGCCUCGGGAGCUGGCGACAGUGAUGGCAGCGAUGACGACUACAAUGCUGAUCUUGAUGACAAUAUUAGUAUGGAAACAAAAUUACAAUGGGGUUUAUCUGCUCUCUCCAAACAAGCACACACAACAAACAGGAGCUGUUUGGAUGUGAACAGGGAGUGUGUUGAAGAUGAAGUGUGUAACAAACAGCUGUCCCUGUACCUAAAACUGUGCUCAGUAAAUAAGAAGUGCAAUGUGGAAGGAUGUCAAGCAGCCAUAAGGUUCUUCUAUGGAAACAUGCCUUUUGAAGUUGCCCAAAUGAUGAUAUUUUGUGACUGCAUCCAGCAUGAUGAAUCCUGCCACAGAGCCAAAGAACUUCUCCAUGGCAAGCCCUGUGCAGUUACUGUAGUUCCACCCCCAUCAUGUCUGAAUGUAAUCCAGAUGUGUGAAGAGAAUGAAUUGUGCAGGAAAAAAUACUCAACUUUUCAGUCAAAGUGUUGGAGACAUGUGACAAAAAAAUGUUAUAAUGACGAAGCUUGUCUCGAAACCUUGCUCAAGCGUGACGUGCCCUGUUCUGCCACCACCGAUUGCAAAGCAGCCUUUGUCAGCAUCUGGGGCACGAUGCUGCUCACAGAGUGCACCUGCCAAAACGUGCCUCCCGUGGAGCAGCCUUUGUGUGAGCUCUUCCACCACGUGCUGCACAGCAAAUCCUGCUUCAGGGACUUGCGUCAAAUUUCUAUUCAGAAGAAGGGUUUUCACUGGGUAAAUACAGAAAUGCCAGGGGAAAAGAUUUCCGGAGCACAGCUCCAUUCUUCUGCAAUUAAUGGUGAAACUGUCUACAUUAUUGCUUACUCCUCCUGCAUAGCUCUCAUCCUAGGAAUAGUCCUGUUGACUCUCCUAAAGAUCAGAGCCUGCAGAACAAAACAUGAGUCAAGACGUCUCUUGCCAGACCAUUCUUCUGAAACAUUUAUGGCCCAUUAUAAAAGUCACAGAUGAACUACUCUCUUGCUUGUGCUUUUUAAGGCUAUUCCUGAAAGCCAGCCUGUUGUACAUAUGUGAUAAUAAAAUAUAUAUUAGAAAAACUACUAUAAAUUAUGAAAUUUUGUAGUUAAGCGUACAAAAUAUUUUUAUAUUUAUUAGCUUAUUUUUAGCCUUUCAAAAGCUGAAAAAAGGGGUAAAAAUGGUAAAACUGUGCUGUCUCUUAUUUGUGUAGAUCCACAGAUCUGUCCUGAGCUGUACAUUUCCGAGAUUUUUAGAUACACAUGACACUGGUAUAAAUGCUGUAUCAACAAUGGCAAUCUUUGAAGCCCACCCUUUCUGAUCUCUACUCACCUGGAA